AUGAACCACCCAGAGUGGGUGGGGGUUCUGCUGAGGGAGAUGUGGGGCAUGGGCCAGAUGUUGAAGGAGGACUUUUCUCCAGCUGGUGAGAAGCCCUCCCCCUGUCCUAAAGAGGGAGAGUCAGAUGGUGCUGCAGUGGAACCCGUAGAUGUUGUAUCUGUCCAGGUUCCAGCUGGAUCACAGGGGCAGCCACAGCCAGCAGCAGUUGCCCCUGUGGAAACUAGAAAAUCUAAGAUUAAAACGAGGCACCUAGAUAAUGGGGAUCAGCCAGGAGGGUCCUCACAACCAGCAAGGGAGCCAGAGGUUGAGAUCGUCACCGAGUCCCUCUCAUACGAUAGUCUCAGUAACCUGCGUAAAGACAUUGCACGGCGGGGCCGUGAGCCUUUUACAACUUGGUUACUCCGGGUCUGGGACCUUACAGGAACAGGUGUACAACUGGAUGGAACUGAGGCCAGGAAUUUGGGAUCCUUGGCCCAGGAUUCAGGUGUGGACCACAUAUUCCUAAGAGAACAAGGCCUCCUUUCCCUCUGGCACCAGCUUUUAAUGAGUGUGAGAGAGAGGUUUGUCCACAAAGAGAGCAUGCAGGAGCACCACCGUAGAAUGUGCUGGAAGACCCUUGAGGAAGGGAUCCAGCAGCUGAGAGAAGUGGCAAUAUUAGAGGUACACUUUGGGAGGGAUGGACAGCAUGACAAUGACCCUGACAAGGUCAGGUGCACAGGCCAGAUGUUGUGGAAUUUGGCAACCCUGGGGCCAUCUCAAUAUACCACCUUCAUUGCAAUGAUCAAUGCUGAUAACCACUAAGAGACAGUGGGUUCUGUUGCCAACAAACUCAGAAAUUUUGAGAGCAUGAUGAAUGGCCCAAUGCAGGCCAAUGUCUCUGCUGUGGCCAGGGACCUCCAAGAGGUCCAAGAUAGGAUGAGGGAUAUGAGGGAAGAGAUGAGGGAGGAGAUAAGGAAGAUAAGUGCAGCACCACUGCGAGUCAUAGGCCCCAAAUCUAGGACCCGGUGCCCCCCAGCUAGGGAGAGAGGGUACACCCCACGAGCUGAUCUAUGAUUCUUCCUGCGAGACCAUGAGGAAGACAUGGAAAAAUGGGAUGGGAAACCCACUUCUGUCCUGGUAGCACGGGUGUGUCAACUCAGGGAGGGAAAUGCUAACCGAGGGAGCUGCGCUAAAAUGAAGGUAGCCUCAACCUCCCAUGGUAAAGUGCAGGGUAUUACAGAAGGGAGGAUGAUCUGUCAGAUCCCCUGGAAGGACCCUCCACUAUGUAUGCCCAAGAAAGAAAUAAUAACCAGGGCUAGAUAGACCCUGCCUCUAGCCAGGGAAAGGCAUGGGAUAGCAGGAUCUAUUGGAUAGUGUGGGUGCAAUGGCCUGGCACAUUCAAGCCACAGAAACAUAAAGUGCUAGUUGAUACUGGUUCACAAUGCACCCUGAUACCAUCAGAACAUAUGGGGAAGGUACCUGUUUCCAUUGUUGGGGUGAUGGGGGGAUCAACGGAAUGCACUUUGCUGGAAGCUGAGAUUUGCCUCACAGGGAAGGGGUGGCAGAAACACCCUAUUGUAAGUGGCCCACUGGCACCACGCAUUCUAGGCAUAGACUUCCUCAGAAACAGCUACUACAAAGACCCAAAGGGGUUCAGGUAGGCUUUUGGAAUAGCUGCUGUAGCAGCAGAGAGCGUUAAGCAAUUGAACACCUUGCCUGGACUAUCAGAAAACCCAUCUGCAGUAGGACUCCUGAAAGUGACAGAGCAGCAGGUACCAAUUGCCACCAGGACAGUGCACUGCUGGCAGUACCGGACAAAUCGAGAUGCUGUGAUCCCCAUCCACAAGAUGAUCCGUGAGCUGGAGAGCCAAGGGGUGGUCAGCAAAAUCCACUCACCCUUCAACAGCCCCUUCUGGCCUGU
Messenger RNA from Ficedula albicollis (Collared flycatcher), 1900 nucleotides. RefSeq lists its product as uncharacterized. NCBI's taxonomy places the organism in Eukaryota, Metazoa, Chordata, Aves, Passeriformes, Muscicapidae. Bases 1 to 801 code for a protein of 266 amino acids. The record is from RefSeq and is a predicted model, not a curated record. The transcript has 2 exons.